CCAUCUUGGUGACCUUCAAAGUGGAAGAGGGUGAAAGUUUGCCAAUGUGGGUAAGGCAGCGUGGUGAGCAAAACUUAUAAUCUGUAAGAAAGCUGGGACAGCUGGGACAGUUGGAAGGGUGUGCUUAGACUGGAAGAUUCGUUCAUAGAACUGCGAAUUGAUAUCCUUUGAAUACUUGAGUUCAGGAUGUCAAAUUAUCGUAUGCAAUAUGGGUUUUAAGCCUUUGCUUAUUUACUGGAGCGAAUGUGGACACGAAUACUGUGUAUUUGGGACACACCAGAAUUGUUAAAAGUGCUACAGUAUUUCAUGUGCAUCUGUGCUGAAGGUGACACACUUCACUCAGGUAGACUAAUGACUAGAGGAACCCUUCAGUGUAGAAAAAUGAACAGCACAACGUGGUGAAUUGAUGUCGCCUGAGAAGAAAUGCUGGGAAGAUGACACACAGAUUACAACUGCAGGGGAAACAAUCGAACUAGACUGCAAGGAAGAAUUCCCUGUGCACUGGUGCUAUCCCAGGGUUUACAGUGAUGAGUGCAUGACAGAUAAAGCAGAAAGUGACGUGGAAUUUUCUCACACAACAGGGAACAAGUAUAAGACGAGAUUGAUCAUAAAGGGUGUACAAUAUGCUGACACAGGAUAUUAUUACUGUGUCAGCAAUGACACUGCAGAAUGUAGACUUCAGAUGGAAGGUGUACACAGCAAAUAUAUUUAUGUGAAAGAUGAUGAAAAUCUUCUGGCCAUGGACAGUUUUUGCCACAUAAAUGCAGAACUCCAGGGAAAUACGGUGUUACCAUGUCGACCAACUAGCCCUGAUAUCAAGAUAACAUUAUUUAAAGAUGAAAGAAGUCUGAGCCUGGGGAAACAAAAGGAUAGUGACAUGAGAAUUGCAUAUAAGUCCACAACUGGUUUCAUUCUGGAAAACAUCAGUGUCUCUGACAGUGGUACAUACAUGUGCAAAACUGAUUCUGGGAGUGUGCUGCUGGCCACAGUGGUGCUUAAAGUCAAUGAACGCAAGCGAAUGUAUGUGAUGAAGCCAGUAAUCACUGGUCCAGAACCUCGAGUUGUGAGGAAGGGGAAAGACAUGGUUCUGGAAUGCAAGGGAUUUGCACAAAAGGGAGUAAAAUUUCAGGUCAUGUGGCAUAAGUCAAAGGAAUUGCUUAACGCAUCACAGAAAUCCUGCACUGAGCAUGGCUAUGACUGUAUAGUGACAGUUCUCAGAAUCAAAAAUGUGACAGAGGAUGAUGGCGGCAACUAUUCAUGUGUGAUAAAGGACAAGUACAAUAAUAAGAAAAAAAAAACUAGAACAGUUGAAGUGAUUGGAGAAAAAGAAGUGGGCAUAACCUUAAAAUCUGAUUCCAGUGAGACAAUCUUGGUACAAGUCAGGCAGACUAAGGAAUUGAAAAUUGUGGUAAAUGUCUUUUCACCUGAAAAUGUGACAUUGAACUGGUAUGGUCCACGAGGCAUUCAACUGCACCCAGAUGUGGAAAAAUAUGGUAUAGAAUCUGGAAAUCAUCAGGCCAUCUUGAAAGUGUUUAAUCUAGACCUUCGUGAUGCAGGAAAAUACAGUCUUGAUGCAUAUAACAGUAAUGGCAAAGUAUCUCUCAACAGGCUGGUAAUUGUCCAAGAUAAACCAAAUGCCUCUCUGAAUCAUGAUCUAGGUCUGCUUCCUUUGGACUCUAUAGCCAAUUUCAGCUGUGUAGUGUGGAGUCCAAAGCCAGUAAUAGUCAACUGGUUCUUCAGAUCCUGUGACCUGAGAAAACCAGGUGACUGUGAUGGUGAAAGAAACUCCAUGCAACCACUCCUCACUACUAUGGAGAAUAACUCUAUGGAAGCAUAUGAUAUGUUCAAUUUCUCACUCAAAAGUACACAGGGAAUACUCCGAUGUGCUGCCAGCAACUCCUUUGGAAGUGGAAGUGAUUCCCUCAAGCUCUAUGUCUCAGAUCAUCCAUGUGUCAGGAAGACACCACAUCUGUGGGGGGAACCUGAGGACAUGUUGGUGGAUGGGGAGGAUGCUUUCAGUGUGGUGGAGGGGGAAAACUUCACUCUGAACUGUGCCUCCAGUGUGUACAACAGUACGCAAUACCCAGAGUGGCGCAGCCGUGCAGGCAAUGUCAGCAACUCUACAGGUAGCAAUGACCUGAACUUUCAGGGAUGUUGUAAUUUCAUUUUAUUCUACGUAGCCCUUUGCUGUGCAACUUAAAUUUACUGUGUCCUGGCAUUU
Messenger RNA from Cryptotermes secundus, 2221 nucleotides. Its product is annotated as vascular endothelial growth factor receptor 1. The record is from RefSeq and is a predicted model, not a curated record. The transcript has 11 exons. Lineage: Eukaryota; Metazoa; Arthropoda; Insecta; Blattodea; Kalotermitidae. The coding region runs from base 407 to 2200 and encodes 597 amino acids.